This is a messenger RNA of Conger conger (European conger), 3364 nucleotides long. RefSeq names its product SH2 domain containing 3Ca (gene sh2d3ca). Gene Ontology annotation, biological process: positive regulation of peptidyl-serine phosphorylation; small GTPase-mediated signal transduction. The record is from RefSeq and is a predicted model, not a curated record. NCBI's taxonomy places the organism in Eukaryota, Metazoa, Chordata, Actinopteri, Anguilliformes, Congridae. Gene Ontology annotation, molecular function: phosphotyrosine residue binding; guanyl-nucleotide exchange factor activity.
GUGUCGUUCAAAGAGUGGUUUCUCCUCCGACGGGGGACAGCUUCCUAAAUCUGCAGUACCCUCAAGAAAACAACACCAGCAGAUCCUGCCUUCCUCUCCCGACAUCAUGAUCAAGCGCAAGCUGAGCUUUAAGUGGUUCGGGAGCAUUUCCAACCUCUCCUUCCGACGCUCGUCAGAUAAAGAUAAAGACUCCAAGUCUGCCCUGAAGCAUCAUGGGAGUCUGAGUGAGGCGGUGGUGGAGAAGACCAUGGAUGACAUGGAGGACUGCCCCCACAGCUACGCCCGGUCCAGCGACAUGUACACUCACAUGGCCACCAUGCCCCGGCCCUCCCUCAAGAGGAAGGAGAAGAGCCUGAAAGGGUCUAAGAAGGCCAAGAGCAAGACCGAGCUCUGCCGCAGACAGAGUCAGAGACAGGCGGCGGACUAUGUCUGUGACUCCCCCUUCCUCCUGGCGUUAUCCACGCAGGGGAUGCAACCCUUUGAGGAACCCCCAAAACCUCCCACCACCCCUGACACGCCUCUCACCACUGGGCCAUCACUGGAGACCAACCUGAACACUGACUCGCCUGCGGAGAAGCAGCUGGCUGCCACACAGUCUCGGACACCGCCUAACCCUGAUCUUCCUGGGGAACGAGCACAGCCCGACAGUCUGUGGAUGUCUGCCCCCACGCCUGCGGCCCCCAUCGCUCAGACCACGCCUGCAGCAUCCAUCGCUCCGAUCCCUCAGACACUCAGAGCUCAUCUUAGCUCGGCACCCAGCGAGGUUUGCCUCUCCCAGGGUCCACAGGAAGAUCUGUCAGGUAGCAGUCACCCGGCCAUGCCACCCAAGACAACCUGUUCUGGACAGAGUCAGGACAAGCGCUCAGAGGUAGUAAUAAAGCAGGAACAGCUAAAAGAUAAAGCCACGAAGACGGGGACUGACACCAGUGAUCUGGACCCCAUGGACAGCAGAGGUGAAUAUGUGAAGUUCUCGAAGGAGAAGUACCUGCUGGAGUCUCCACCCGAGAAGCUCCGGAAAGAGCUGGAGGAGGAGCUGAAGCUGAGCAGCAGUGACAUGCGCAGUCAUGGCUGGUACCAUGGACACAUCCCCCGAGAGGUGUCAGAGACGCUGGUGCUGCGGAACGGAGACUUCCUGAUCCGCGACUCGCUGACCAGCGCGGGCGACUACGUGCUGACCAGCCGCUGGAACCACGAGGCGCUGCACUUCAAGAUCAGCAAGGUGCUGGUGAAGUCCACGGAGUCGCGCGUGCAGUACGUGCUGGAGCACGAGAGCUUCGACACGGUGCCCGCGCUGGUGCGGUCCUACGUCAGCGGCCGGCGGCCCGUGUCGCAGCAGAGCGGGGCGCAGAUCUACUGCCCCAUCAACCGCACCCUGCCCCUGCGCUACCUGGAGGCCACCUUCGCCCUGGCCAAUGGCAGGCACGGCCUGCACUCGCCGUCCACUCACAGGGGAGCGUACAUCAAGAGGCGGAGCGUCACCAUGACGGACGGGCUGACGGCGGAGAAGAUGAUGCCUCACAGCCCUUCCACUGUUCACCACAAGGAGGCGAUGCGGAACUGUGCCCUGAGCAUGGACCAGAUUCAGGAGUUCCGCUGCCCCAUGUCUCCCAUAGGAGAGACCCCCCUCUCUCCAGCGUACAGCUCCAUAACCCGUCAUCGGAGCCCCUCGGGCGGGCGUGUGCUGGGCGUGAUCGCCUCCUCCCCGGUGCUCCGGCGCUCCAGCGAGCCCCAGCUCAGCCCCACCUCCUCCAACAACAACCUGCCCUUCCCCCAACUCAACCCCAACCCCGGCGCCCUCUCCACCCCGGCCCACGGCUGCCCCGAGGGGGCGGGGGGCAGCUACUGCGAGCUCGGCCCCCACCCGGCCCCCUCCCCCGCCCCGGCCACGCCCGCCAAGAGCCACGUGGAGCGCCUGCGCGGAGAGGAGGGGCGGGGAGCGCUCCCGGUCAGGGAGGACAGCAGGGAGAGCUUCGUGGCCCCGCUGGUGGAGACCGCCUCGUCCUUUAGGCCCGCGGCCUAUCGGUCUCCGCUGAUGCCCGCCGAGAACAAGCCGCUGGAGAUGAGCAUCUUGAAAAGGGUGAAGGAGCUUUGGGCUGAAGUGGACGCCAAGACUGCGGCCAAACACAUCACCAUGGCCGACUGCACGGUUGCUAGGAUACUGGGUGUUACCAAGGAGAUGCAGAGGAUGAUGGGAGUUGGCUCUGGGCUGGAGUUGCUGACUCUGCCGCAUGGACACCAGCUCCGUAUGGACCUGCUGGAGAGGUUCUACACCAUGUCCAUCAUGGUGGCGGUGGACCUGCUGGGCUGUACUGGCAGCACGGAGGAGAGGGCCGCCCUUCUGCACAAGACCAUCCAGCUGGCCGCCGAGCUCAAGAGCAACCUGGGCGACAUGUUCGGCUUCGCCGCGGUCAUGAGGGCCCUGGAGCUGCCGCAGAUCUCUCGGCUGGAGCAGACCUGGAUGACGCUGCGUCAGAGGCACACGGAGGGCGCCAUCCUCUACGAGAAGAAGCUGAAGCCCUUCAUGAAGGGCAUGAACGACGGGAAAGAGAGCUGUGCGCUGUCCAACACGUCCUUCCCCCACGUGGUGCCGCUGCUGUCCCUGCUGGAGCGAGGCCUGGCCGUGGGGGAGGGGGGGGAGCCGUGGGAGAGCUCAGAGUCGGGGGUCGACGUGGUGAUGUGUCACCUGGAGGCAGCGCGUACCAUCGCACACCACGGGGGGAUCUAUCGCACCAACGCAGAGACCAAACUGCAGGGGUUUCAGGAGCGGGAGGAGGUGCUGGAGCUCUUCCACACGGAGUUCCAGAUGCGUCUGCUGUGGGCAGCGGGGUCAGAGGGCAGCCAGGCCGAACGCUACGAGAAGUUCGACAAGGUCCUGAGCGCCCUGUCCCACAAGCUGGAGCCCCCGUGCGGCAGAGCGAGCUAUAGCGCCCCCCGCGGGCCGGUCCCGUGCCAAAGAGCGGGCCACGCCGCUCACCCAUAGGCUAACGCACUGAGAGAGUGGCUUCCGAUUGGUCAUGUAUCGCCAAAUAAGGCAGAAGGCUCUCGCCUAGCGACCUUCUGCCUUAGAGAUGGGAGAGGAGGCGCGGAGGAGAUCCCUCCCCUGCCCGUACGAGGAGCCCUGGAGGAGUGUGUAAAUAUCUACUGCUCAGCGUUUCCCAGAUCAAUCCGCCGAUCAUCACCUGCCACAGGCCUGCAGGGUGCUCUCUCUCUGUCUCUCUCUCUGUCUCUCUCUCUCUGUCUCUCUCUCUGUCUCUCUCUCUCUGUCUCUCUCUCUGUCUCUCUCUCUCCGUCUCUCUCUCUCUGUCUCUCUCUCUCUGUCUCUCUCUCUGUCUCUCUUUCUCUGUCUCUCUCUCUCUGUCUCUCU